Molecule: messenger RNA, 3903 nt
Organism: Drosophila ficusphila
Lineage: Eukaryota; Metazoa; Arthropoda; Insecta; Diptera; Drosophilidae
Gene: SREBP
Product: sterol regulatory element-binding protein 1
Exons: 7
Coding region: 212-3556 (1114 amino acids)
Biological process (GO): regulation of transcription by RNA polymerase II
Cellular component (GO): nucleus
Molecular function (GO): RNA polymerase II cis-regulatory region sequence-specific DNA binding; protein dimerization activity; DNA-binding transcription factor activity, RNA polymerase II-specific
Source: RefSeq, a predicted model, not a curated record
GAUUAGCUUAAAGCCCAAUCGGUCUUGUUUUCUCGUCGGAGGUGAAAUGCAAUUGUUUAUCAAUUUAACAAAUAUACACGAAACAAAAACCGAAAACAAAUAUGAACAGCAAGUGUUAAACAAUAACUAUCAUAAUACAAUGCGGGCUGCCAAGCAGUAAUGAAUUAUUCAAAGCAAAAGUGAAUCAAAACAGAUAAAAGCAGCAUCAGCGAUGGACACAAAUUCGAUGAACUUUAUGGACGCUCCGCUGGACGAGUCCAUGGAUUUGUUCAAGGCGGAGGAUGCCUUCGACAUGAUCAAUGAGGUCCUGCAUUCGGACAUGCUGGACAGCCUGCUCAACGAAAUGGAUCUAGAGCCGGCGCAAAUGUACAACAUGCUGCAAAUGGAUGAUGCACCUCGAACGCAUCCCCAACCGACAGCGAUGGAGCAGCAAGCGCAUGUGAAGAGCGAACACUCAUCACCAGUGCAUAUCAAAGAGGAGCAGCAGCAGCAGCAGCAACAGCCGCCACUGCUGGUCUACAAGCCGGAUCCACUAAUGGCCUCCAACUAUAAUCUCCCCCAGCAGCAACAGCAGCAGCAGCCGACGCUUCUAAAGGCCGCCCAACCCACGGCCACCAUCCAUCACAUGGACGCACUACGAUUGCCCCCCGUUUAUACCCCAGCUUUGGGCAACAGCUUUAUCUACCAGACCAACUCCCCUCCAACUUCACCGGCGGAGUCAUCGCCGCAGAAUGUCAAUGUCAUGCAGCCUAUUCCUACGGCUGCGACUAAAUUGGCUUUGCAGCAGCAUCCUCAACCCUUCAUAAUGUACGCCCAGCCAAUGGCCACAAGUCCUGUACUUUUGACCUCGGCUUCCCCCAUGCCCGUGCUAAUGGAAUCGAAACCUACGACGACCACGGUGACACCGACUUCUGUGGCAAGUCCAAAGACAUCGCCACCUGUGGCUUCACCGCCGAGCAGCCGGGCUAGCAAAGUACGUGUGGCACCGCUGGCACCUUCCAGCGACACAACUGAGAUUCAGGGCAAGAUGCCCAUCAACCGGGUGCAACCCAAAGUGAAGGAGGUGAAGCGCUCUGCACAUAACGCGAUUGAGCGGCGCUAUCGCACCUCGAUCAAUGACAAGAUCAAUGAGCUGAAGAACCUGGUGGUGGGCGAGCAGGCCAAGCUUAACAAAUCCGCAGUGCUGCGGAAGUCUAUCGACAAGAUUCGUGAUCUACAGCGACAGACCCAUGAUCUGAAGGCAGAGCUUCAACGCCUGCAGAGGGAACUGAUGGCCCGCGACGGCUCCAAGGUAAAGGAUCUGCUGCAACUGGGCACGCGGACGGGACGAGUCUCCAAGAAGCGUCGCGAGAGCUCGCUGACCACCACCACGGAUGCGGGACUCACACCGCCCCACAGCGACGAGUCGGAUCCUUCGCUUUCGCCCAUUCACUCGGACAUUUCCAUGCCGCCGUCACCGUACGGCGGAUCCACUGCCAGUUGUAGCAGUGGCAGUGGCGAUGAACAACUGCCCGUCGUGCCCAGCUCCAUGCGGGGCAUGGCGGCCCACUCUCGGCUCGGACUGUGCAUGUUUAUGUUUGCUAUACUCGCGGUCAAUCCUUUCAAGAAUUUCCUUCAGCGCGGGCAGUACGACAGUAAUGACGACAUUGGCGAAUUGAGCGGUCAACGACGCAUUCUCUCCUACGACGUGGAUGGUGGUGAUGGCUUUUCUGGCUGGCAACAAUUCUCUUGGAUUUGGCUUUUGAAUUUGACCCUAAUGCUCGGCUGUCUGAUCAAGCUACUGGUUUACGGCGAUCCACAGUUGGAUACACAGACGGACGCCUACUGGCAGUACAAGCAACGCGCUGACUCGCACUUCGCCCAAGGACAGGCAUCGCAGGCGUACGCCGGUUACCUUAACUGUUUGCACAUGUUUGGCUUGAGUUUGCCGGCCACGCGGUUGGAGUGCUAUCUGCAGACCACCUGGCAGUUUAUGCGAUUCCUCUUCCAUCGCCUCUGGCUGGGUCGAGUGCUAUCGCGUCGUUCUGGAGGACUGUUCAGCAAUGCGGCGAGUCGGAAACAGUCAUUGGCUUCGGCACGGGAACUGGCUUUACUGUUCAACCGACUGAAUCAAUUGCAAUUGACUGGAAACGCAAGCCGCGGCGACGGCAAUGGCAUCAUGAUGGCCCUCUACGCCAGUAACAUGGCUGAAGUGGCUCACAAUCUCCUGACUCCGCGCGAGAUCAUCUGCAUCCAUGUAAUGACUGCACUGCGAAUGAAGAAAAGCGCGCCAAAGUGGCUGCAGCAGCUCUUUGCUCGAUACUAUAUGAGCCGGGCGCGUCAGGAAUGCGGUCGCACACGUGCUGCUGAGCAAACCCAGGAGUUGCGUUGGGCCUUUAGUCCCUAUGGAUAUCGUUACUGCACCACGCACGUCUUUAGCUACGAUUUGAACGAUUCCGGCGAGCAGUCUGGCUUUUUCACCCGUUUAAGGAAUCCCUGUGACCCCGCUGCCCACGUCAUAAAGCAAUACCGCGAACAUCUCUUGUUCAAGGCCAUUCAAUGUCUAGUGGGAGCUGGUCACAAGUCGGGUGGUUUGCCAACAUCUUCUACUGGAGGAGAAACGGAUCAAUUGCAGCAACAGCAGCACAGCGGCACCAUAGUUAGCAAUGUUCUCAAAUACACCUCGCUGCUGAGAGAUACACUGUGGGCCGAUGAGGACGAGCGCGAUUUGAAUGUGGUGUGGUGGGCAAAUGUCCUGGAGAUCGCAGUGCACUGGCUCCUGGGCGAAGACACAUUGGCCGAGCAGUUGUACGACAGCGUGAAGCAGAUGCCCGAGCAGCUGCAGCAAUGCAGCGAAAACGAUCAUCUGCCAAGGGCUUUGCAUGCGGUGCUCCGUGCCAAGACUAUACUACUAAUGAACAAUGGCAACACUCUGGACAAAGUGGUCAAACAAUCGGUGAACAGUCUGUGCAACGAGUCAAGUAUACAGCUCCAAGAAUGUCUAACUGUCAACCGAGUAACCAACGCCAAAGGCAUAAAGCUGUUAUUCCAAUUGCUCACUUGUGACUGGCUGCUCGAAACACGGACUGCUUUGUGGGAGCUGGAGUACAUGAAUAUAGAAGAUGAUGGCUUCUACCAAGUUCCCGGUGAUGUUUUGGAGAGUUUCCAGUACGAUUUGAAUUCGUUGCGCAGCAUUGUGGAAAAUAUACCGAACGCCCAAUCAAGAAUAUAUUUGUAUGAGGCAGUCUGUCGCCUGAUGGCCGGAGCCUCGCCUUGUCCAACGCAACAGCUUCUGGACAGGAGUCUCCGAUCGCGCUACGCCCACUCGUCCAUCUUCUGCGGCAGCAAGGAUCGGCGGCACCAAAACUUCGAAGGCGGGGAGCGCGAGCGGGCAUCGGCCAUGUACGUUGCCUGCAAGUAUCUGCCGCCCGCCCUGCUUAGCUCACCGGGCGAGCGUGCUGGCAUGCUGGCCGAGGCGGCCAAGACCCUGGAAAAGGUGGGCGACAAGAGAAAGCUGAAGGAAUGCUACCAGCUGAUGAAGUCGCUGGGCAACGGCAUUGGCAGUGUGAAAGCUUAGGAUAGGAAAGGAACCUUUACUAGAGCUUUUAUUCACGCUUUUCUCCUUUUUUCCCGCAUUGGUAGCGUGAAAGCUUAGGUUAAUCAGGAAAUAUAUAUAAUCAUAAGUAACAAGAAGGGAUGGAAAUUGAUGUUAAUUUGCAGUAAUUUAUUACCGUAUUUUCUGUCCCACAGAAGUAAAACCUUUUCCAGGCCUCUUCUAUUUACGCUUCUCCUCUUUUUUCACCCCACCCAAAUAUGCUUAAAUUGUAAGUCAAAACUAAUUUAAUAUGGAAAUUCGUAUUUGUUUAAUAUACAUGUAUAACGUACAGGUUAAACAUAUUUAAACCAAUAAAUAUUUUAACAGUU